Pseudophryne corroboree (corroboree frog) is the source of this 14765-nucleotide messenger RNA. It is a transcript of the gene CUX1, whose product is annotated as cut like homeobox 1. Bases 811 to 5370 code for a protein of 1519 amino acids. The transcript has 24 exons. Gene Ontology annotation, biological process: regulation of transcription by RNA polymerase II; intra-Golgi vesicle-mediated transport. Gene Ontology annotation, cellular component: nucleus; Golgi membrane. Gene Ontology annotation, molecular function: DNA-binding transcription factor activity, RNA polymerase II-specific; RNA polymerase II transcription regulatory region sequence-specific DNA binding. Lineage: Eukaryota; Metazoa; Chordata; Amphibia; Anura; Myobatrachidae. The record is from RefSeq and is a predicted model, not a curated record.
AAACCCGCCGCCUUCCCGGCCGCGCUCAUUGAUAACGCUUUAUCAGAAAUUGAUCCUCUUUGUUCAAUUCAUCGAUCAGCCAAGAUGGCGCCGGCUGUGUGGCGCCGCUCCUCUCCGUGCCUGCCCGCUGCCUCUCCUCAGCGCCGGGGCACCUCAUCCCGGGGAGCAGCCUCGCCGCACUCGCAGCUUUUUACACCUCUCCAAGUUUAUUUUUUUUAUUGGACUUUUUUUUGCCUCUUUUAUUGAACUUGCUCCCUCCGCCGGCUGUUACACGCGCUGAGGCUGGUGGCGCUGUGGUGCCAGGCUGCUCUCCCUGCUAGUGCUGCUGCUGCUCAUACACAGACACAGGCUGCUCCCUCAUCCCUGCCAGUCCCAACUUCUCUCCCUCUUACCCCGGGAAUUGCACCCCUAUAUCCCAGCUUACCCCCCAUCCCCUUCCUUGCAUGCUACAGCCCAGGGCUCUGCUACCCUCCUGGGCUACUGCACCUUCCCUGCUGGAUCUAUAGAGAAACGCUUGUUAAGGACUUUUCUUAGUGUUUUUUUGAUGAUGUUUUACAUGUUACAUGCUAUCUGGUUACUAUCCUGUUUGUUGUGUAUUGAUAAUAUAUGAAGGGUAAUAUUGCAUUUGUGGGAUGACAGCACCAUAGGCAUUUGUAGAGGGGGAAAACUUUGCAGCCACUGCCUGUAAUGCCCCUUUUACCCUCCUAAUUCCUGUGCAUUGCAUGUGGUGGUGGUAGUUGUUGGGGGUUUAAUUUUUUUUAUUUUUUUACCCUCCCUUUGGUAAGCUGUCCUGCAUCUAUUUUGCCCCCCAUGGGUUUCCCUUUCCAGUUAAAGAGAGAACUCGAUACAACAGCGACAGUAUUGGCAAACAGACAAGAUGAAAGUGAACAGUCCAGAAAAAAACUUAUUGAUCAAAGUCGAGAAUUCAAGAAAAACACUCCUGAGGACUUGCGCAAACAGGUAGCUCCGUUGUUGAAGAGUUUCCAAGCAGAGAUCGAUGCAUUAAGUAAAAGAAGCAAAGAAGCUGAAGCUGCCUUCUUGAAUGUUUAUAAAAGAUUAAUUGAUGUCCCAGAUCCAGUACCCGCCUUGGAUCUGGGACAGCAAUUGCAACUAAAGGUCCAACGUAUGCACGAUAUUGAAACAGAGAACCAGAAGCUCCGAGAGACAUUGGAUGAAUACAACAAAGAGUUUGCUGAAGUAAAAAAUCAAGAGGUUACAAUAAAAGCACUUAGAGAGAAAAUCCGGGAAUAUGAACAGACCCUGAAGAACCAGGCGGAAAAUCUGGCUCUGGAGAAAGAACAAAAGUUACAAAAUGACUUUGCUGAGAAAGAGAGGAAGCUGCAAGAGACUCAGAUGUCUACAUCAUCCAAGCUUGAGGAGACCGAACACCGGGUUCAAGUCCUGCAGACAGCUUUGGACAAGUCUCAGGCAGCAUUAUUUGACCUGAAAACAAAGUAUGAUGAAGAGACAUCAGCAAAGGCAGAUGAGAUUGAGAUGAUUACGACUGACCUUGAAAGAGCCAAUCAGAGAGCAGAGGUGGCGCAGAGAGAGGCAGAGGCCUUAAAGGAGCAGCUCUCAUCAGUUAACAAAUCACUCCAGCAUGCCUCGCAGACGCAGAAGCCGCCUGACGCGGAGCAGACGGCAGAAGGGAUGAUGACACACUCCAGCAUGGAAGUUGAACUUACUGCAAAGGAGCGAGAAAUUGCCCAGCUAGUGGAGGACGUACAGAGAUUACAGGCCAGUCUUACCAAGCUCCGUGAAAACUCAGCCACUCAGAUCUCUCAGCUUGAGCAGCAGCUAAACACCAAGAGCAGCACUCUUAAACAACUUGAAGAAAAACUGAAAGUGCAGGCUGACUAUGAAGAAAUUAAAAAGGAACUCAAUAUUCUGAAAUCCAUGGAGUUUGCUCCAUCUGAAGGAUCGAGUGUACAGGAUGCAUCAAAACCAUUGGAGGUUCUGUUACUGGAGAAAAACCGCUCUCUGCAGUCGGAGAAUGCCACAUUGCGCAUUACCAACAGCGACCUGAGCGGGUCAGCCAGGAGAAAAGGGAAAGACCAGCAUGAAACUCAGCGUCCUGCAACCUUGCCAGCCUCUCCUCCCUCUCAGUUGCUCCGCAACACAGGGGAGCAGGCUUCCAAUACAAAUGGUACACACCAGUUCUCACCAACGGGUUUAAACCAAGACUUUUUCAGCUCAUCCAUUGCAAGCCCUACUUUACCCUUGGCCUCCACAGGAAAAUUUGCACUAAAUUCACUUCUCCAGCGACAGCUUAUGCAGUCCUUCUACUCCAAGGCAAUGCAGGAAGCAGGAAGCACAAGCAUGCUUUUUUCAACAGGUCACUUCAGCACAAACUCCAUAUCUUCCCAAAGUCCUUUACAACAGCCAAGCCCGGAUGUAAACGGCAUGGCUCCUUCACCAAGCCGGUCAGAGAGCGCAGGGAGCGUCUCAGAAGGUGAAGAAAUAGACACUGCAGAAAUUGCACGUCAAGUAAAAGAGCAGUUGAUCAAGCACAAUAUUGGGCAACGUAUCUUUGGACAUUAUGUACUGGGACUGUCACAGGGGUCAGUGAGCGAGAUACUGGCCAGGCCCAAACCGUGGAAUAAAUUAACUGUACGAGGCAAGGAGCCUUUCCACAAGAUGAAGCAGUUCCUGUCAGAUGAGCAGAACAUCCUUGCGCUGCGGAGUAUACAAGGCAGACAGAGAGAGAAUCCAGGCCAGAACCUGAACAGACUAUUUCAGGAAGUACCGAAAAGAAGACAUGGGUCUGAAGGAAAUAUUACCACACGAAUCAGAACCUCAGAGUCGGGCUCAGAUGAAGCCAUUAAGUCUAUCUUAGAGCAAGCCAAGAGAGAGCUACAGGUGCUGAAGACUGUUGAGCCGGCUCAGCCCCCUUCAGCAUCUAGCAGUGGAAAUUCUGAUGAUACCAUUCGGUCCAUUCUCCAACAAGCACGGCGGGAAAUGGAGGCACAACAAGCUGCUUUUGAACCUGCCUUAAAAACGGCAUCUUUAUCCCAAGCUGACCUUGCCAUCCUUUCUCCUAAAAUUAUCUCCACCACUGCAGUCUCUUCAGUGUCUAGUUACUCUCCUCUAACCAUGUCCCUAAAGAAACAUACACCUGUAUUAGACUCUGGUAUCUCUACCUUACAAAACCUUUCCAGUGUAAAAAAGGAACCCCAGGAGACGUCAGUGUUAGAACUUCAUAGCAUGGCAGAAUCAACGCAGACCAUGUUACGGCACGUGAAAAAUGAGCUGGGAAGGGGUAAUGUUUGGAAAGACCAUUGGUGGAGCACUGUUCAGCACGACAGGAGAAGCAUUGCUUCAUCUGAUGACACAAAGACUGAGGAGACUAACUGCACAAAGGAAAAACUAAUCACUCAGAACAGGUCAGAACGGAACCAGCACCAAGGGCCCUCUUCUUCUUCAGAGUAUUGGAAAGAGUGGCCGAACGCCGAAUCUCCCUAUUCACAGAGCUCCGAAAUCAGCAUGACAGGAGCCAGUCGCAGCGAGACACCACAAAACAGUCCGCUGCCUUCUUCUCCGGUUGUAUCUAUAGCCAAGCCAACCAAACCAUCUGUCCCUCCGCUAACUCCUGAACAGUACGAGGUGUACAUGUACCAGGAGGUGGAUACAAUCGAAUUAACGCGUCAAGUGAAAGAGAAACUUGCAAAAAAUGGAAUUUGCCAAAGGAUAUUCGGUGAAAAGGUGCUGGGCCUGUCACAGGGCAGUGUCAGUGACAUGUUGUCUAGGCCAAAACCCUGGAGCAAACUCACCCAGAAAGGCCGGGAACCAUUUAUCAGGAUGCAGCUAUGGCUGAACGGUGAACUUGGACAGAGUGUCUUACAUUCACAAGGACAGCAACAAGGACAAGCCCUGCAGUCUGCAGCGACUCGACAGGAUUCUGUAAUUGAAGGAUGUCCAAGUUCAGAAAAUACUCCAAAGAGCUCAACUAGCUGCAGUCCUGCUCCGGACUCUCCACUGAGCUCCAGUGAGUCGGUGAAGAGCUUGACUGAACUGGUUCAACAGCCGUGUCCUACAAUUGAGGCGAGCAAAGAAGGGGAAGCGCAGGAAUCUAGUGACGCCACUGCAGGUGACUCCCAGCCAGCAACACCACUUCCAUUUCCUGGUCAGUCAGCGCUGAGCAUCCAAGAGCUAGUAGCCAUGUCGCCAGAGCUGGACACCUAUGGCAUCACCAAGAGAGUGAAAGAAGUUUUAACAGAUAACAAUUUAGGUCAACGUCUGUUUGGCGAAACUAUUCUUGGGCUAACUCAAGGCUCAGUCUCUGAUUUACUGGCAAGACCAAAGCCCUGGCAUAAACUGAGUUUGAAAGGAAGAGAACCCUUCGUACGCAUGCAGCUGUGGCUCAAUGACCCAAAUAAUGUAGAUAAGCUAAUGGAUAUGAAACGGAUGGAAAAGAAAGCAUACAUGAAAAGGAGACACAGCUCAGUGAGUGACAGCCAGCCCUGUGAGCCGCCUCCCACAGGAAUAGAUUACAGCCAGGGAUCUAGUCCGCAGCCACAGCAUCACCUGAAGAAACCGCGAGUGGUGCUCGCUCCUGAGGAGAAAGAAGCUUUGAAACGGGCUUACCAGCAAAAGCCAUACCCUUCCCCUAAGACUAUUGAGGAGCUAGCAACACAGCUGAACCUUAAAACCAGUACUGUCAUUAACUGGUUCCAUAACUACAGGUCUCGUAUACGCAGAGAACUGUUCAUUGAAGAAAUUCAAGCAGGUAGCCAUGGACAGAUCGGUUCUAGUGAUUCUCCAUCAGCUACAAGCAGCAGAGCGGCCCACAGUUCAGAGGGAGAUAGCUGUGAUGGUGUAGACAUGGAAAGCACAACGGAUGGGAAACAUGAUGUCCUUGAAGGAGAUGACUUCAACAGUGACAACACAAAGUCUCAGGGAGGACAGACUGAUUCAGCUUUUGAAGAGGGUGAAGAUGUCAGGUCUACUGAGAAAACAGACAACACCCGGUCAAAAGUAGACAGCCCAGUUGACAAGGAUGAAGAAGGCCAAAUAAAGCUGCAGAGUCGGACUUCUCUUCCUGGAUCUCGGUGUUCGAGAGAGAGCUCAGAAACAACACCGAAAUCUGCUACUGAAAAGCAUGCCUCUACCUCAGCUGCCUCAAGCUUGGUCCCCACAAAGGAGAGUUUCAACAAGUCUAAAGAAGAUUCUGAGAAACUGUCCAGCGUGCCAAGUACAAGUUCACAGAAAGGAAACUCUAUUCAGAGCUUAUUCAACUUUUCUGAGACGGCAAGUUCCAAAAACACACGGGACAACACCUUGAGGAAAAAGAAAGCCGCAAACUUGAACAGCAUAAUUCAUCGUUUAGAGAAGGCUGCUAGCCGAGAAGAACCCAUCGAAUGGGAAUUUUGAGAUUAAAUUAACCCUGGUUCCAGCAAACUGGGGAAACUAAACUGGACCUUUCACUGGUUAUAUCGUAUUGCGCACUUAUCGCCCUGCAGGCCACAGGGCAAAAACGCCAUAGGCCAAGGUGCAUAUAGAAUACAAAAGGAGCAUUAAGCCCAAUUUUAUGUUGUGUUUUCGAGGACGAAAACUGAAAUAUGUAGUCAAGCUUUUUUGUACCCUGAAGUGUUUUUACUAUUGCCCGAGUGAUUUUCACAGUUUCUGGAAUAACUCUUACAGCUUUGCCUUGUGCCCAACUUUUUUUAGCGUGGGCUUAAAUAAGUACAAAAAAAGAAUCUUUUAAAAAAAAUAGUGAAAAAAAAGAGAUUGAACCCACUAAAGUAAUGGGGCUUUUUAUCUGCCAUGUAAUGGCCGCAGAGCGAUAAUACACUAUGAUCUUCUUAUACCAGGAAAAGGAGGAGAUUUUUCAGGAAAAAAAAGGUUGUCCUUUUUUAUUAUUUUGGUUUUAAUUUUUAGUAGCUGUUUCAGUUGCCACAAAGAGAUUGCACAGUCAUCUGACUCUAAACACAAUAGUUUGGAACGCUAUUUUCAAGAAGGAAAAAAUAAAACCUACUCGGAACUUUGAAAUGAAACAAAUACACCAACUCCACUUAUUUUCUAACUCAAGUCACAUCAGGAAAAUAUUUUAAUUUGUGGUAGCUGACGUAGUGUUUCCUUGGUAGUGAAAAUCUAUAUCCAGUGCACAUUGUUUCAUAGCUUUAACUAAUUCUGGUCUUUUCCAGACCAGAGUUUGUUUAUUACACUCCAUUUUAGGCCAAAUCAGGACAAAAAAAAAAUCUGAAUUUAGGUAUUUUAUAAUCUGCUUUUUAACCUCUAACCACAGAGCACGCUGAUCAGACCUCAUAUUUUGGGAGGGCGAAAGGGUACAAGUUGGAAUGGAUGACCUGUUCUGGUUUAGAUGAUCUGUGGGCUACUAAAACAUCCUUACAGUAUUCCCUACAUAGAAAACUAUAUUUUAUUGAUUUAUUUAAACGGACAACAGCUGACUUUGUUUAAUAAGUUUAAUUAUUACCAAAUAUGCUGCCAGCAGGAUGCAUAUAAAAUAGACAUUUUAAAUGCAAUCUAAUCAAACUUUUUAUGUAAAAAAAGAAAGAAAAUCAAAUGAAAAAACAAAGCAAACCUCUUAACUCUGAUAUAGUACAAUGUAAAUAGAUAAAACCUAAAACCAAAAUGAUCAUUUAGCAAAAUUGCAUUUGUGGCUCUUGAGCAAUCUUUUCUACAACCGUCAGUUCUUGUUAAAAAAUACAACCCAUUCCAAUUUGUAUCCUGCUCCUCCUUGCUGUCAAUAUGUGUGUGAGAGAAAACAGAGACGUGUGGGAUUACCCGUGUAUGCAAUUUUAUAAGUCUGUGUAUUUUCUUAUGUACUUGUGCACACAUAGAGUGCAUUACUGCCACCUUUUUUCAAUAAGCUGGUUUAUCUGCUAUGGCUUCUACAAGAUUUGCUGAAUUAGGCUCCUUUAUCGCCAUAUCUUAAAAACUAACAAUAGAUAAUUUCAGUAUAUAUAUAUUUUUUUUGCUUAUUUAUAGGUGCUGUAUUUUAUUAUCUGAUUGUUAGGAAGGGAUGAAACGGGGGCAAAAUAUUCUUUAGAGGGAUAGACUGCCGGCAGUAUUGGGUAUAAUUUACAAGAUGUAGUUGUCAUACUGUAUAUUACUGAUUUUAAAGAUUUUUUUUUUUCUUUGAUCUUAUCGUGUAUCAUUGAAACAUUGUGUCUUAGGUCAGCAUCUUUUGAUGUUAUUUGGUGCAUUCGUUACUUACUUUUUAAUAUUACAUUUUUGUUGAAUUAUUUUUUUUUUAAUCCCUUCCUCUUAUAGGGGAUGGGAAGUGUUGUUUUAAAACUUUACUCCCUAUGCUAAACCUCAAUGAGCUUGUAUUAUUUAGUAGAAAAGUUUCAAUGUGUAGAACCACAUUUCUUGUCGUUAGAGAAAAAAUGCUCUUUACACGCAUUGGUAAGAUGCAGUAGCACUUCAGGCUUUAAGACUGAUCAAUUUCUUGAAGAACAAUACAGAAAAACAAAUAAGUAAAAGAGGCUCUAAGAGGCAAAACCAGACAAGUAAAAAAAAAAUAUUGAAGUUACUCUUUUAUCUUGUGGUCCACCUCCAUUCAUCACCAUUCAUUUUUGAAUAUGCUGUAUUUAUAAGGGAAUUCAUAUAUUUCUUCCAGUAUGUUAAAUCUUGGCUCCUUGUCACUAAAUCUAUUCAAGGUAUUGUCACUUGAAUACUUUACUCACAUGUGCUGAGUAUAUGGCUCCUGCACCCCCCACACACCACCCACACGGUAAGGUCAGCCGGGUAGGCAGUUCAGGGGGUGUGGCACUGCAAUUGCUGCAUCAAGCUGCCUGGAGCCACCCACUUCAAUCAAGAUAUUAGGCAAGUGUGCCUCUACUACUAGAAGUGGUGGCAAACCAGACUAGUCCUUUAUCUUCUGCACACAGGUGUCUGGAUCACCCGAUUCUCUUCCAGAUGCCACAUUUUUGUUAGUUAAGGGUAGACCGCUUGAUCAUGCUAUGAUCCACUUGGGUAUCUCAGUGUUAUGCCUCCUAUUGUUUGCAGUAAAAUCUGCACUGUUGUUAGUUAACUUUCAGAGAUGAAUAUUUAGGGUAAUUAAGAGGGAAUUAGGGGAUCAAUUAAGGAAGAGAGUCAUCUGUUACUAAAUGAUUGAGAGCAUUUAUGAACAGUAACAAAGCUCAUUUUGGUUAAACUGCUUCUGCAACCCAGUGUUACUAGCUGUAAAAAAAAAAAGGCUUUUCUAUUAGGCUGACAUAUGCAGAUAUAAACAGUGCCCUAUAGAGAAGAGCAUAAUCAUCAUUUCAUGGUACCUGUGCAAACAUUUCAAGAUUGAAACAUAAAUUUGUGGCUUGCUCAUACAGUAUAUUUGUGGAUUAAACUUUCCUUUAUUGUAAAAAGAUUUAUUUAUAGAACUUUGUGGACCAACUGUAGCCAAGCUAGCGAAGGGCAUUCAGUAUGUAGCAGAUACCAUAUGUUCUUUUUUGUAUAUACCUCUUUCAUGUCACAAACAGCUCAUACUUUAUUAAUCAUAGGAUUAAAUAUACACUAAGUAUAAAAUCAAAACAAUCCCUGAGAGUUAAAAUCUAGCUAUGUUAUCUCUAUUGCGCAUAAAUGUAAAUAUAUUUUCUGUUAACAUAAUGGUAGUUCAAAACCUCACUUGGUAGUUCCAAAUUGGCAAUAAAACAUAAUGUUACAUAUAACAAAUAGAAAUAUAUGUUGCAGUAUACAGUGAGAUGUGGGGAAUGUCAUUAAUUACACCUUAGUUUUUUAAGGUGAAAUGAGUUCAUUACAUUAUUCGCUGAAAAUCACUGCAAAUUGCAAGGUUGGUGUUUCUGUUAUUAUUUAUUUUUUCAUAGUUUAUGUAUUUGCUACGAUAGCACAAGUUUGCAAAUUGUAGCUCAAAAGAUUUCUAAAUUCCCCGUGAAACAUAAUUCUAAUGGAGGAUUUUCUACUCCGGGCACACCAAAUGUUUUCACAAGGCCAACCCUGACUAGCAGCUCACAUGAUAGAGGCAGCAAUUUACAUGCAAAUGCAAGAAGUUAUUUGUACUUCAUGAUCAGAUCAGGCCUUUCAUCCAAUUUGAAAAGGUUUAAUGGCAAAAUCAUUGAGGACAACACACCUCCAUAUAAUAUCCAAGUCCUAUAGCACAAAGACGUAAUCGGGUCUGGUGACACCCAGUACGCACUCUGUAUCCACCCCCCCACCCCCACCCCGCGUGACUGAAAAAGGGACAAGGCCCAGCAUGAAAGGGCUUGGCAUCACGUUGAAUCCUGAUAACGUAAGUCCAGGAGGGUGCCCAGCAUCCCCGGAGACCAGUGUCUGCACUGUCGGCUUCUCCCCUAUGAUAGGAGCGGGGUGCUGCAGGAGAAUGUCACAUUGCAGCAGCCUGGCUCCUGCUACUGUGGAGGAGCUCAACACAAAAGGGUUGUUUUUUUCACAAGAGAAUGCAAAAAAAGGAAAAAAGGGGACUACAAUGACUUUUCUGGGGCACACUUAUAAAAUUAUGAAUUUUUUACAUGAUUAAAAAAUUAACUUUUAAUUCAUUUUUUUUUUUAAAUUGUGAAUAUAACAAUUUUUACACCAAGUUUUCUGGCAUACCCUGCUAUUCUGGUUAUGUGGAGGAGCUGGCAUUUUGGUAUCACCCCCUCCGAGGGUUACGCCUGGUUGCGGCCUGCACCCCUAUAUUGACGCCACUGCUGUAGCUACCUUUCUAUAGUAUUGGCAGUAUUAUAUAUGCUAUCUUUUUCCAUUUACUAGUCCUUUUUGUUACCUAAAUUCACAUUUGCGGUUAUAUAGUAACCAUAGUGAUGCCCUCCCAACUCUUUUCCAUUGCUAAGUCCUAAUUAGCUCUAAUUAUCUCUCAUAAUAAAAGAAUCUAUAUAGUGCCAGAGAAUUUGCUCUGUACCAUUCUUUAUAAGAAUUGUAUUUAAAUUACACAUGAACUUAAAAUAUUUAUUUGAAGGAAAUGUUCCGACAUUACAUGAUCCUUCUAUAGUUACAAAUUAAUCAGAUCAGCAUUUUUUAUUGCUUUGUUGUUUGCUCAGGAAACAUAAUAAUAUUAAAUUGUACACUAAUUGUUUAUAUGAGUUGGGGAGGGGGGGGGGGGCUUCAUCACUUGGCCCCCUUGCAAAAAUUUUAGGAAGGCCUGGAAGAGCCUGUAAUCCAUCCACAGACCCUGCUCUGUUCUUCAACAUACCUGUGUUCCGUAACUGUUUCACCCCCUGUCAUGGGUAGUACUUGAAAUAAUCCAGAGUGAUACUGUAGAUACUUUAAGCUGAAUGGCUUGUGAAACAACAAAUUUAACAUAUGAUUUUAGAUGCAUGCUUUUAUGUAUUCUAAUUAACAUUAUAUUCAGUAUGUUAGGGACUUAAAAAACGAUUGUCCCUUUGGAGCUUAUGGUUCAGAAUUGAUUGAUCUGAACACUAAAUCUAUGAUCAAUACAGUACUGCUGUUACAUUUAUGCAAGGCAAUGUGUGCUACAUACAGUCCAAUUUUAAUGUACACUGCCGCCUGGUAUCGGUGCGCUCAAAAAUAGAAGGUUAGUAAGUAGCCCAGAAAAGUAAUUAAACCAGAGUGAUAAGCUAAAGAGUUCCUAAAAUGUGUUAUCUUUUUUAAUAAUAUUGGAGUGCACAAUAAAAAAUAAAGAAAAUUCUUGGAGGCAGCAUGUUGAUCACAAACUGAGCAUCCACUAGGUGUUCCCAAAGGUCAUAUAAGUUUAAUUUAAUUAAUGGUGUUUUUUGCUGUGUUAAACCCUGGCACUGAGGAAAACAGGAAUAGAAUACACCGGGCAAGCUACUGUCAGCCUUGAGCCAUCAGAAACAUUAGUGUUCAUCUAUAAUACAGUGAGUUAAUGGUUAGUUAACUAUAAAUUUAUAAUAUUAAUUGAAUUACAUCUGCCUUUACUCAGAAAAAGAGUCUGUGCUUGCACCUGUCAGCAGGCAGUAGACUACACACUGCCCGUCUGAUAUGACCUGGUAGAACACCCCACAUGGUGGCAAAUAUCCAAUGUCUACACCUUUGUACAGAAGCUGCAUUUUGUCAUACAGGUAGUAUGCGGUCCACCAAAAAGACUGCCUACAGGAGCAAGAGCAAACUCUCCUGAAUGAGGCAGGCAUUGCCAGGUAAAGUGGAACUAACUACAUAUAGACUAUUUUGCCAAUGACUUGUGGUUCACUUUAAAUGCGCUCAUGGAAAUUCUAUAACUCUUCCAAUUUGACUGCAAAUAGUGAAUAAGACUACGAGAAUGAGCUUGUUUCAUAUUCAUUUAUAUAUAUAUAUAUAUAUAUAUAUAUAUUGUGUAUGUGUAAAUAUAACCUUGUCUAUAAUACAUAAAGCUUAAAGUGAUGGCCUAUCACAAACCCCCAAGACACAGAACAUGUCAUUAAAUGCACAUUUGCCUAGUAACAUGGAACGUUCGGGAGAAUCCCAAUCCUCAGGUUGCUCUUCCGGUCGUCUAGAAAAGUGGGAGAAGUCUCCCGGAGACUGCCUGCCCACACACACCUACCAACAUCCUGUGUAAAGUGGGAGGACUGGGCUGCCGUUUGUUUUGAUUUUUGCCAUUGUGGCAUCACCCCCUACUUCACAAUGGUAGUAAUUGCAACAUUGUAUAGUGGGUGCUGGACCACGCUGACACAAGCACCGCCCCCCUUUCCCCUGCACUGCCAGCAACUAUGCAUUAAUGCAUACAUUUUUAUUAUUUCAUUACUACAUUUUAUUACUAGAAGUCACAUACUCUAGACAGGUUAUUCUCAAAUCUGUCCUUGGCUGCAGGAAUAAUGCUUGGUUCAUGCAUUUCUGCUAAUAUCUUGCACGGGUAAGCUUAUGAAAUUAUUGUAAUCAGUAACUAUUUUUUUCUAAAGUUCUAUUAUAGAUGGAGCUCUCUUCAUCUUUGCCUAUAAUAGGAUCAACUGAGCCAGGGCAGUCGGACUUAAUCCCUUGCUGUAAUGACUUGGGUGGUCAUUCAGAGUUGAUCGCUAGCUGAAUUUGUUCACAGCGCAGCGAUCAGGCUAAAAAGCGGCAGUUUUGCGCAUGCGGCGCAAUGCGCACGCGCAACGUAUGGGCACAACGAACAAUGUAGUUUUGCACAGGGUCUAGGUCUUUGCACGAUGCAUUUCAGUCGCACUGCUUGCCGCAGAGUGAUUGACAUGAAGAGGGCAUUUCUGGUUGGCAACUGACCGUUUUCAGAGAGUGUGUGGGAAAACGCAGGCAUGCCAGGAAAAACGCAGGCAUGGCUGGGCAAACGCUAAGUGGGUUUGUGACGUCAAAUCCGGAACUGAAUAGUCUGAAGUGAUCACAAUCGCUGAGUAGGUUUUGAGCUACACUGAAACUACACCAAAAAAAUUGUGUAGCCGCUCUGCGAUACAACUGUUUGCACUUCUGCUAAGCUAACAUACACUCCCAGUGGGCGGCGGCAUAGCGUUUGCACGGCUGCUAAAACUAGCCAGCGAGUGAUCAACUCUAUUGUAUCGCAGCUGAGAACAAUAGAUGAAGGGAUUAUGCUAAUAAACCAUGGUGUACCUAGGCACAGCAGAGAAGCAAAGAUGAGCAUGGCUCCAUCUGUAGAUCAGAUCAUUGAAAAUAUAAGUACCAUAAACAUCGUCAACAGACCAGAUAAAAAUAUUAUUUAUCUCUGCAAAUAAAGAGCAACCAUAUAUAUAAAAAUAAGAGCAUCUAUUUUGGCUUUUGCCAUGAUAUCACAUUUUAAUUCCUUUGUAUUCGUAAACAAAAAAAUAUAUAUAUAAUAAACAUUUUUUCAUGCAUAAUUAUUUGUCAACAAAUAUUCUUAACCUUCCUAGGGUGUUGCAAUGGAGCAUACGCCUAAGGUGUAAUUUGAUAUGGGUCAAAAAAGACCCAAACAUCCUAGGAAGGUUAAAUAGUAUGUAAGAACAGUCUUUGGUGAGAAAGCUGUCCUGUAUUAUUGCCCAUUGAGUACCUACUGAGAUUAACAAUCUACCUGAUACAAUAGAAUUUUUUUUACAAUAUCUCUGAUUUUUUUUUUCUUUAUUUGCAGUCCACAGCAUUUGAUGAUUUUGUUAUAAAUAUUUUAGAAGCUUUGAUUAAUAAUUUAAGUGUUAUGAUACAACAAAACGGUUAUCCUACAUUUUUUUCUUUCCAAGAGAAAAGUAGUUUCUGGAUUUUUUUAUUUUUUUAUUUCUUGUCUCAUGUCUCUUAGAGCCUCAAAAAAAAGUUAUUUAUUCAGAAUAUAUUGUAAUUAAAAAAGCAUUGGAUUGGUCAUAAUGCAGGAAACUGGAAUAUACCAAAUGUGUAUCAUUCUAGUUGUAAGAGUCUUGUUCUUUACACAAAACAAUAUAUACGUAUAUUCUGUUCUAUGGAGUAUCAAUUGGUAAAUAGCACUUUGUUUUCUGUACUUCCACAUGUUCAAGAGAUUUCACAAAAUAUUGUAUGUUCUUUUUCAAAAUUCCAUUUUUGUCUAUUGUUAUGUAAAGAGUUAACCUUAUUACAUUGUUACCGAAACAAUAUCUACUGAGACUGAACUGAACAUUUACUGCAUACUAUGCUUUUGGAGUCCUCCUCAGAAUCUUAAAAUGUUUUUGUCUGCUGCAUCCAAUGGGGAGCAGCCAUUUUGGGCCUGAACCAGUAUUAAUUAGAAUGUAGCCUGUCUUAUUAAUUUGAACUAUGAAGGCAUAAAGCACUUAGGGCCCAGUGCCAGUACCUGAGGCACUUGUGUUUGCCUCCAUGAUAGAUCUGGUUUCUGAUUAAUUGAUAUGCUGCAUUCUCAUGAAUAUUUCUUAAGCCCACAAAAUGGCCGUCUGUGUGUAGGUGACAGGUUCAGGUUAAUAAGGAAGCAGAACUGGAAGGUUGUGUAAUUGAAAAUAAACAAAACACAUAAAAUGUAAACGCUGGUUCACCACAUACAUUCAUUUGUGUCAACCUAAUCACCAUGUAAUUCAUUUCAGCUGAUUUCUACUUUUACAUUGAGAUCUGCUUUUUGUUGGCAAAAUAUGAAUAAUAGCCCCUUGACAAUAGUCAGCAAUAUUUAUUUUUUUUAUUGUUUUUCGUUCCCUUCAUAUUUUCUGUAAUCAGUCUUCUACAAAUGCAGUUUUAUGUGGACGGACAUAUGGGCUUAUAUCCAAAGGCAAGAUUCACCUGUAAAAACGAGAUAAAAUAAAAUUUCUUCAUAUCCCUAUUUCUUUACUAUAAAACUAACUCUUUAUAUUGUGCAAUAACUACUUGCCAUGAAGAUGGGUGCAGCUGAUGAAUGCCCUGACUACUAACACAGCACAAGUUGAACUCAGAAGUGAUGUACUUGUCUUUUUUUUAUCCUUAUUUCUUGAGAACAUUUGAAUAAGCUCAGUUCCCCCAGUGUAUUGUGGUGUCUGACAUUUUAGCAGUAUUCUAUAUAUAAAUAUAUAUAUUUUUUAUUUUUAUUUUUUGUUUUUGCUGUAUUGCAUUAAGUCUUAGAUGUUUUUAGAGCUUGUUUGUUAUUCACAAUCACAGAUUUAAAAACACAAAAAAACAAAAAUCCUCACGAGAGACCCAACUGACCAAAAAAAGUGUAAUUUUUGUACACGUAGCUUUGAGCAGCCCAUGUUGUGUUGCUGUGACUCCUUUUUUUGUAGCUUUUUCUUUAUCGGUAUUUGUUCAAACAUAUAGUACAAGUUUCAUGGCUGGCGACAGUGGGAAUAGAGGUCCCGUCAGCAGGCAUUGUUCUGUCAUUGUUUGGGUAGCCAUAAUAAUGUUUGUUCUCAGCACUGUACAACGGUCCCUAUAUGAUAUGGAGAAGCAAUAUCACUGUAUGAAUCUCACACAAUGUAUUAUUAUUAUUCACUAGCACCCUAGGUGUGAUAAUUGAAGUAAAUAUCUUUUAUACAAACACA